AUGUCUGAACCCAUCAGAAAUAAGAAGACGGAUUUUCCCGUUGCUCCGACACCACAAAACACGCCGGCAAAUAAUGCACCCAUCUCUUCCCACGCCCAACAGCCUGGCGUUUCUAGUAUCAAAGAAGAAUCUUUGGACCAUGCCACUGCAGCCUCUCUCUUUGCCAGGAAUCCCGCUCUUGUAUCCAUGAUUCAAGGAAAGUUGGGUUCACUCGUUGGGCGCUCGUCUGGCUAUAUCGAAUCUCUUCCCGUAUCGGUCCGCCGUCGUGUCGCUGGUCUGAAGGGUAUUCAGAAAGAACAUGCUAAAUUGGAAGCCCAAUUCCAGGAGGAGGUGCUGGAACUUGAAAAGAAGUACUUCGCCAAAUUCACUCCUCUUUACCAGAGACGUGCCACGAUCGUAAAUGGGGCCACGGAACCAACUGAUGGUGAAGUCGACGCGGGUAAUGAAGAAGAAGAGGAAGACGCAGAGGCCAAAGCAGGAGAAGAACAGUCAAAGAAGGAUGAGGAAAAGGAAUCUGCGACAUCUGGCAUACCAGAGUUCUGGCUUUCCUCAAUGAAAAAUCAAAUUUCGCUCGCAGAAAUGAUCACCGAGCGGGAUGAAGAAGCUCUGAAGCAUCUCACCGACAUCCGUAUGGAAUAUCUUGAUCGCCCUGGGUUCCGUCUCAUCUUUGAAUUCUCAGAAAAUGAGUUUUUUACCAACAAGACCAUCUCAAAGACUUAUUAUUAUAAAGAUGAGAAUGGAUAUGGCGGUGAUUUUAUUUACGAUCAUGCUGAGGGUGCCAAGAUUGACUGGAAGACCGAAAAAGACCUCACAGUCCGUGUCGAGAGCAAAAAGCAGAGGAACAAGAACACAAAGCAGACUCGCGUUGUCAAGAUUACUGUCCCAACAGAGUCUUUCUUCAAUUUCUUUUCUCCCCCCCAACCUCCGACGGACGAUGAUGACACCGUUGCUACCGAUAUCGAAGAGCGCCUCGAGCUUGACUAUCAGCUUGGAGAGGAUAUCAAGGAGAAACUCAUUCCCCGCGCGAUUGACUGGUUCACUGGCGAAGCUCUUCAAUUUGAGGAAUUGGGGGAUGACAUCGACCCAGAAGAAUUUGAUGACGAAGACGAUGAGGAGGAGGAUGACGAUGACGAUGAUGACGAUGAUCGGAAAUCAGACCAAGAUGAUGGUACCUCCAAGCCAAAGAAGGAGGCAGCAGAAUGCAAGCAAAGCUAA
Aspergillus wentii DTO 134E9 is the source of this 1215-nucleotide messenger RNA. It is a transcript of the gene nap1, whose product is annotated as histone chaperone NAP1. Gene Ontology annotation, molecular function: chromatin binding; histone binding. Gene Ontology annotation, cellular component: nucleus; chromatin. The transcript is spliced from 5 exons. Gene Ontology annotation, biological process: nucleosome assembly. Bases 1 to 1215 code for a protein of 404 amino acids. The record is from RefSeq and is a predicted model, not a curated record. NCBI's taxonomy places the organism in Eukaryota, Fungi, Ascomycota, Eurotiomycetes, Eurotiales, Aspergillaceae.